ACACAAUAUUACACAAAAAGAAUAUUAUUCUGCCGCACACCCACCUACGGGACUCCUGUACGAUUUUUGCCUAUUGCCGCCGCCGCCGCCUCGCGACAGUUUUUCGCUUUACGUUUACGUCCGUCGCCAGCCCGCGACCAGUUUGCCGCCGCCGACUGUUGCGCGCACAGUCUUAGUUUUGAUAUUUCUUUUUUUUUUUUACUCGAACGAAUAAAAAAAAAAACGGAAACUCAGUGAAAGGAAAUUUUUAAACGUACUAACAGUCCCCCUAAAGCUCAUAGCUGACUACCUAUAUAUUACGCUACAACUAUAAUAAUAUUAUUGCUAAUACUACCCAACAACUGCUGACAUAAAAUAGUACUAAGUAUUUACGACUCGUGUUUCUGUUAUUUAACACCGCUCGUUACAAGUGUAAUACGCAUUGGUUUUAGAUUGUUAUUAUGAUAUAACGACGACUUCGGAAGGAGAACAGAAUAUCCGCAGGGAAAACUCCGUUUGCAGCUCUCGUCUAGUGUAAAGACUUUUGGUCAACCUUUUACCGACGAUGAUUUGCUGACAUAUGUUGUGCGAACAUGUACCUCUCGAGACCUUUGAUUGCCAGUAUCUCAAGGUAUUGAUAAGUGAUUAAAUUAUCAAAAUGCCAACAUCCGGACCAGUAUACCAACCAACUACUGUCAGUUAUGAACAACAAAGUGAAUGGUCACAGCCAUCAAAUGGCUUAAUCAAUCGUACCCUGAAUCACAUUCGUAACCCAAGGUGGUUCCACUGGUCGUUCAUUCUGAUCAGUUGGAUACUGAUUGCCAUUGGGGUAUUCUUGUUCCUGUCCAUUACCACAAACUUUGUGAAUUCAGAAAACACAAAAGACAAUUAUACAGAAGACAUAGCAUUCUUGGUUAUUGGCUCUUUCUGUUUUGUAUUUGGUGUUGUCCUAUUAAUAGGUUAUUUCCGAUACAUCAAGGACAAGGAAAGUUGCCCUUGUUUCAAUAGUAAAGCGCGACAAAUGGAAUCUCAGUCUUCUAAUGGACAAGUACUCACAUUGAAUCCAUCUACAGACCUCUUGAUGGCAUCUGCACAGUAUGUACCAACUUCAGAAGCUCCGCCCACAAUUAUCGAAGAGGAUGAAACUAGAAAAUUAAUGGGAAACGAUAAUAAAGAUUGCAAUGACGAAAGGGACCAUAUGUUAGUAACAAGCAACCCGCCGGUAGCGGCACUCCGCACGCAUGUACCAAGCGGAGUCUCGCCGCUUUCCGGUGAAGAUGCUUGACUUGAGGCGAAUUUCACUGAUUCUUUAUCAGGCAUCAAUGACUAUUAUCACAAUAGAUACGACAAUCCCACACCUCAUAGUCACUUCUAUUCUCCACAAACACCUGUCCACAACAAAGCACAACUACACGGCAACUGGACAGCACCACUUGCAUUACACGACGACCUGACACCAUCCAUAUGUUCAUCAGUUUAUAGUAUGGAUCAGGUAAAAUAACAAAAAUGUAACAGUUUAUCAUUUCAUAAUUUAUUUAAAUUGCCAAACAAAUUAUAAUGUUGUAUACAAAUUUUUUUACAAUUUUAUUGUGCAAUUAUUAUUUUUUUACUAUUUACUUCAACGGUCAUUGGUACUAAAUUUUUUAUAUAUUAUAUAAUUUUUGUAAACUUACCUUUUUCUAUUAUUUUUUUUAAUAAUUUGAUUAUGUAUACGUGAGUAAUUUGUAAAGUUUCUAUUAUGCCUAUAAGUAAAACCUUUUAUUAUUGUUAAUUUUUUGCAUUUUUUAAAGUGUAAAUUUAAUAAUAAUUAAUGAAUAAAAUAAUGUUUAUAACAAAUUUAAGAUUAUUAUGAUAUAAUAUUAAAUAUUAAUAAUAUGAGUGUUCAGCAACGGCAUUUAUUUUAAGAUGAUAUUAUUUUGUUGUCAUUAUGUUGUAAUGUAUUAUUAUAAAAUAUUGUAUAAGAUGUGCUGUAACAACAAUAGAUGUGAUUAACCUCAUUAAUAUGUACUUUUGUAUACUUACCAUUUUUUUUUUGUAUUAUUGCCUUUGACAAAGUUCAUUUUUGUGUUUUGACAUUAAGUAAUUUUAUUAUGUUUUAAAAAAAGAAUUCUUUAUUAAUUCUAAUAUAUGAUAAAGGUUAUCACCUCAUAAUAUUUUGGUUUAUUAUUUUUUAUGUAAAAGAUUAAUAGAAUAAACUAUUUUAUGAUGUUAUCCAAUCAUACAUAAAAUCAAACAUUUUAAA
Molecule: messenger RNA, 2221 nt
Organism: Acyrthosiphon pisum (pea aphid)
Lineage: Eukaryota; Metazoa; Arthropoda; Insecta; Hemiptera; Aphididae
Exons: 6
Coding region: 638-1264 (208 amino acids)
Source: RefSeq, a predicted model, not a curated record